Molecule: messenger RNA, 4621 nt
Organism: Apis mellifera (honey bee)
Lineage: Eukaryota; Metazoa; Arthropoda; Insecta; Hymenoptera; Apidae
Product: raf homolog serine/threonine-protein kinase Raf
Exons: 1
Coding region: 198-2345 (715 amino acids)
Biological process (GO): signal transduction; protein phosphorylation
Molecular function (GO): protein kinase activity; ATP binding
Source: RefSeq, a predicted model, not a curated record
ACUGGCAGCACCGACGCUUCAAGAAACAUAGCCCCGCGCCUCUGCGUGGCGCCACGGCGGUCCGUGUGAACGCGUACACGGAAUUUUCGUGUCGUAAGUUCGAGGCAGCGACAACUACGUCGCCGUCCUUCUCGUCCUCGACGUUAUCUUUCCGUCCUCGUCGAUAGAGGAAAAAGCUACACUUUGUAUAGUUAGCUAUGUCCUCUUCACGAGGUAGCGGCCCGGAAUCGGGAGAACUCAGCGAUUCCGAGGACGGUUAUUUGGAUACAGAUCCAUUAAGGUAUGAGCUGAGAAAUAUACAAAAUGUGAUACACGUUACUCGACAAAACAUUGACGCUCUGAACAAUCGUUUUGCUGGAUUUCAACAUCCACCUUCGAUAUAUUUGAAUGAGUAUCAAGAAUUAACUAGCAAGUUGCAUGAUUUAGAAUCUAAGGAACAGAAGCUCAAUGAAUUGUUGAAUGCUGGUCGAGUAUCUGGUAGUGCUUCCACAUCAGAGAGUGAAUCUCGUGAUGCUAAUGCAUCUAUUAGAGGUCAAAGAACGCCAAUGAAAUCUCUGCUCAGGGCAUAUUUACCUAAUCAACAACGUACAAGUGUACAGGUUCGUGAAGGACUUUCAUUAAGAGAUGCACUUGCCAAAGCAAUGAAAUUACGGAAUUUAACUACAGAAAUGUGUGUGGUAUAUAUUUUGGGUGCGGACAACUCCAGAUAUCUUACUUCUUGGGAUACCGACAUCUCAUUGCUUGACUGCGAUGAAAUAUCUGUGGAAAUUUUGGAUAAGUUUCCAAUAACUACUUCCAUUUCUCAUAACUUUGUGCGCAAGACUUUCUUCUCACUAGCAUUUUGUGAAUGUUGUAGAAAACUCCUUUUUCAGGGAUUUUAUUGUAGAACUUGCAAUUAUCGGUUUCAUCAAAGAUGUGCUGGUGGUGUACCUGCUUUAUGCCACCAAGUACGUAUGCAAGAUGCUUAUUAUCAAGCAUUGCUAGCACAUAACCUUGAAAGUACUGCUGGAAUAUUACAACUUCCUUCUGGAUAUGGAUUAAGUAGAAGCAUGUCUCCAUCUCUUGCUCCAUCAAGAAAUCAAAGGCAUCCACGUUCUUUGGGACAACAAGAUCGUUCCAGUUCUGCGCCUAAUGUUUGUUUUAAUAUGGUAAAACCAAGUGGAGAAGCUGCUAAUAUAGACGAAUACACUAGAUCUCAGAGUUUAGGUCGUCCUAUUGGUACUACACAAAGUGCAGUAUCACCUGGUAGCAGCCCAACAAAACAUAGUCAGUCAACACAGGCUAGUCCUACUAGUACCUUAAGGCCAAAAAGACCAAGAGCAAGAUCAGCUGAUGAAUCAUCUAAAAAUCUUUUAGCACCUAGAGAAUCCAUAGAGGAUUGGGAAAUUCCAGCAGAUGAAAUUUUGAUUGGAGCUCGUAUUGGAUCAGGUUCUUUUGGAACAGUAUACAAAGCUCAUUGGCAUGGCCCUGUAGCUGUAAAAACACUCAAUGUUAAAAUACCCACUGCUGCUCAGUUACAAGCAUUUAAAAAUGAAGUUGCAGUUUUACGUAAAACACGGCAUGUAAAUAUUCUUUUGUUUAUGGGAUGUGUUAGCAAACCACAACUAGCAAUUGUUACUCAAUGGUGUGAAGGUUCUUCGUUAUAUAAACAUUUACAUGUAUUUGAGACAAAGUUUGAUUUAUUCACAUUAAUAGAAAUUGGAAGACAAACUGCACAAGGAAUGGAUUAUUUACAUGCAAAAAAUAUCAUUCAUCGAGAUUUAAAGAGUAAUAAUAUAUUUUUGCAUGAUGAUCUCACUGUAAAAAUUGGAGAUUUUGGUUUAGCUACAGCAAAAACUAGGUGGUCUGGUUCUCAACAAUUUCAUCAACCAACUGGAUCCAUUCUUUGGAUGGCACCAGAAGUUAUAAGAAUGCAAGAAGAAAAUCCAUAUAGUUUUCAAUCUGAUGUUUACGCAUUCGGUGUGGUUUUAUUUGAAUUAUUAUCUGGCCAACUACCAUAUUCGCAUAUUAAUAACAAAGAUCAAAUAUUAUUUAUGGUUGGACGUGGAAAUUUACGUCCAGAUUUAAAUAAAUUGCGAUCAGAUACUCCUAAAGCACUGAAGAGACUGACAGAGGAUUGCAUUAAAUUUUCCAGAGAAGAUAGACCAAUAUUUCGUCAAAUUUUAGCUAAUUUAGAAAGUCUUUUACGAGGAUUACCUAAAAUAACCAAAUCGACAUCUGAACCAAACUUAAACAGGACGCAGCUACAAUCAGAUGAUUUUGUAUACACUUGUGCUUCGCCAAAAACUCCAGUGAAUUUCCAGUUCGGAGCAUUUUCCUUUUAUCCUUCCGGUGGGAACAUAUAAAAAUAUCACCCGAAGUAAUGAGUCUGAUGCAAUUUGCAUAAAAUAUUUAAAAAAUUUUAAACGAAAUCGUAAUAAAUUUAGCUAUGAACAAUCUAUGCGAUUCUUUCCAACUACACUUUGACUGUGUUGCAACUGUUCGCUCGAUGUAGAAUGUGAUUAUACAAUACUUAAUGCAAUUAAGAAAAAAGAUAAGGACAGAAAUUCAUCUUAUUAAUUGACGUAUCCGAUGUAUUUCAUGGCAAGAAUGCAUAUGUAGCUUUUACCUUUACAUACUUACUAUCUAUGAGAAGAACUUUUAUUUAACAACUUUGCGUGUAUCAACACAUAUUCGUAAACAUGUGUAUACAUGCAUGAACAAACACGUGUAUGCGUGUCGCGUAGAGGUCUGUUACUUUUGUGGAAUCCUUAUGAAGGAUGUAAAAAUAAAGUAAGUAAUAGAAGUAACGGCAUUUAAAUUCGCGUGGGCCGUCAUUUGUCUGUGAAGUAUUUUUGCAAACGCCGAAGUGAUUUUUGUACCUACUUCCUUCAUGUUUGUCUUCAACAUGCUCACAUAAGAAUUGUUCCUUUUCAUAUCAUUUAUAAUUUAUAGUUUAAUAUUAGAAUGUAUAUAAGUUUCAUUAAAAUUAUCUAAAAUACGCGUAUAUUAUUUUUAAAAGCGAAAUAUAGACUCUUUGAACUCAAAUUAGAUAUUCUGUAGUAAUAGACGUUUUAUAAUAAUUACCUCUUUUUUUGUAGUAAUUGUUUUCGAUACUAAACAUAUUUGACUGAUAUUUUUUUUUAUAUAUUUUUUUCUACGAAGUAAAUUCUUUUGGUCUAAUGAAACCAAAAGGUUGUACUGUAUUAAAAAAUGACGAAUGAAAUUGAAAGUCAAAUAAAAAGAGAUAUAUAUACUUGGCCUUUAAGACUUCAUCGAUAUUAUAAAUUAUAAUGAUAAGUGAUAUGCGAAUCAUUUGUUUUGGCUUGAUUUGAAACAUUAUUAACGAAUCAAGGCCUAAAGAUCAUUUAAAUUCUCAUUGAUGGGUAAAAAGGAGUAACAUCGUAUUGCAACUUAGAUUAAAAAAUGUUAUUGACUAACUUCCAUUUUUUUUUUCCUUAUUUUGUAGUCGACUAUUGUUCCUUGCAUUUUAAUAUUUAUUAAUUUUUAUUAUUUUUUUUUUUUUUUUUUUUUUUUUUAAGUUUUUUUCACUUUAUUUGAAGCUUAUAAUAUAGGAAGAGGCGCGAAUUUCACUUCGAAGUGAUAAAUUCAUAAAGUAUUUAUUACAUAGCAUCAAAGACUUGAGUUCUAUGAGAUGAUUAAAACUUUUGUUAGGAUUAAACGUGUUUCAGAUAAGGGCCCGAUGAACAAUAAAUAUGUUUAUAAAGAAAAUGUAUGCAGAAACUACGAGUAUAAAGAGUAUUCAGCGAAAAAGAUAAAUAAUAGAGGGAACUUUUUGGCUUGUGUGUCGUGUAAUUUAGGGGACGUGCAGUAGUAAAAAAAUUAGUGAAACUUUAUUCGAUGGGCAUCUGAAUCACGCUUACGCGAUCAAUGAUAAACCAUACUGACUACGUAACAUUUUGCAUCAUUGAUUCGCGGGCGUAUCCUAAAAUUUAACAUCGAUGCGGCACUCGUCAAAUCGUGACAUAUUUUCUGAAGCAUAUGAAAAGGCCUAAGAGCAAAUCUUUAAAAUUUCAUUAGUUAGAACGAGUGAUCUUGUUUCUAAAGCACGUGACAACCCGAUUUAUUAUUUAUUUAUUUAUAUAUAAUCUAAGUGUGAUGAACUGCAAUUAAAAAGUAAAAAAUAAAAAAAAUGAAAAAGAGGAAAAAAACUAAAUAAAUAAGUGCCGGAUUAUAAAAUCUUGAGAGUGUAUGAUUGCGAGGAACUGUGAAAAUGCGAAUUGUAGGAGAAGAGAAAACGUGUUCGAAUGUGUGUGUGUAUGUAUGUGUAUGCGAAAAAAAGAGAGAGAAAGAGAGAGUAUGAGUAAAACGAAAAAAUACCAAUGAACACGUUCGCCGGAAUAAAGGAAUGCACUUGUCAUUGUUAAUGACGCUUUCUCGUAACAGGGAAAUAGUGAACUGUGAAACAUAAUUAACAAUGUUACAAAAAUAUUAAAUGGAAAAAAAAAAUGAAAAAAAGGAGGAUGUUAUGUAAGGUGCGGGGGAUGGCUAGCUUUCUAAUAGCUUUCCGAGGUUUUUUAUAGUGCAAUUUUCUAGAUAUGGUAAAAUCUUUGAAAGGAUACGAAUGGAUACUCUGCGAUGUACAAUGGUUACGCUGUAUAAUAUAGAAGUUAAAAACCUA